This is a messenger RNA of Talaromyces marneffei, 585 nucleotides long. RefSeq lists its product as uncharacterized. Gene Ontology annotation, cellular component: nucleus; nucleosome. The transcript has 6 exons. The record is from RefSeq and is a predicted model, not a curated record. Gene Ontology annotation, biological process: negative regulation of DNA recombination; nucleosome assembly; chromosome condensation. Gene Ontology annotation, molecular function: structural constituent of chromatin; nucleosomal DNA binding; double-stranded DNA binding. The coding region runs from base 1 to 585 and encodes 194 amino acids. NCBI's taxonomy places the organism in Eukaryota, Fungi, Ascomycota, Eurotiomycetes, Eurotiales, Trichocomaceae.
AUGCCUCCUAAGAAAGUUGCCACCGCUGCUGCCUCCAAGAAGGCCGCUCCCAGCCAUGCUUCCUAUCGCGAUAUGAUCAAGGAUGCUAUUGUGAGCUUGAAAGAUCGCAAUGGUAGCAGCCGUCAAUCCAUCAAGAAAUAUGUCCAGAGCAACAACAAGAUCACCGUCGUGUCGCCAGCUGCUUUCGACGCUCAGUUCAACAAGGCCAUCAAGGCUGGUGUUGAGAAGGGAGAGUUCAGCCAACCCAAGGGACCCUCUGGCCCCGUGAAGCUCGCCAAGAAGGAGGCUGCUGCCAAACCCGUUGCUAAGAAGCCUGCCGCCGCCAAACCUGCUGCUCCCAAGAAGGCCGCCGUUAAGAAGGCAACUGCUGCUAAGCCCGCAAAGAAGGCUACCACCACCAAGAAGGCUCCAGCUAAGCCCAAGGCAAACACUGCCAAGCCUCGCAAGACCCCCACAGCUGCUCCUGCUAUUGUCGACGCACCAAAGGUUGAGACUAAGACCAAGUCCGGCCGCGUGACGAAAACCACAGCCAAGCCUGCGGUAAAGAAGGCCGCUCCCAAGAAGGCCACACCCAAGAAGGCCUAA